AUGGCCGACCAACUCAACAUGGGCAACCUCUCGCUGAGCGAGUCUCAGCACGCCCCUAGACAAAAUGGCAACGGUGGUUUCGUCCGCUCUGCCUACAUCCCCCCUCACGCCAGAGGUAGCGCCAGAGGGCCCGCUCCUGGCAUGGACGGUGCUCCUCCCAUGAACGGUCACUUCGACGGCCCCAGACCCGGCUACGGUGCUGGUCGCGGCGGCGGCGGCUGGGGUGGUGCUCCCACUUUCACUCCCAGAGGCGGCAACGGCGGUUUCGACAGAAACGCCUACGGUAACNCCGGUCACGGCGGCCAACAAGCCCGUGGUUCUGGUGACGGUCAGUGGAAGGACGGCAAGCACAUCCCUGGUCCUUCCAACCCCCGUGUCGAGCGCGAGCUUUUCGGCAUUCCCAACGACCCCAACGUCCAGCACAGCGGUAUCAACUUUGAGAAGUACGACGACAUCCCCGUCGAGGCCAGCGGUCAAGGCGUUCCCGAGCCCGUUACCACCUUCGCCAACCCUCCUCUCGAUGACCACCUUAUCAGCAACAUCGAGCUUUCCGGUUACAAGGUCCCUACUCCCGUCCAGAAGUACUCGAUCCCUAUUGUCAUGGGCGGCCGUGAUUUGAUGGCUUGUGCCCAGACUGGUUCCGGAAAGACUGGUGGUUUCCUCUUCCCUAUUCUCGCUCAGGCCUUCCAGAACGGCCCCAGCGCCACCCCUGCCCAGACUGGUAUGGCCCGCCAGCGCAAGGCUUACCCUACCUCGCUCAUCCUCGCCCCUACCCGUGAGCUUGUCUCCCAGAUCUACGAUGAGGCCCGCAAGUUCUCUUACCGCUCAUGGGUCCGCCCUUGUGUCGUCUACGGUGGUGCCGACAUUGGUCACCAGCUCCGCCAGAUCGAGCGUGGCUGCGAUCUCCUUGUUGCCACCCCUGGUCGUCUUGUUGACCUCAUAGAACGCGGUCGCAUCUCGCUCCAGAACAUCAAGUACCUCGUUCUCGACGAGGCUGACCGCAUGUUGGACAUGGGUUUCGAGCCCCAGAUUCGCCGCAUUGUUGAGGGUGAGGACAUGCCUCCUACCGCUGGCCGUCAAACUCUCAUGUUCUCGGCCACCUUCNCCCGUGACAUCCAGCUGCUGGCCCGUGACUUCCUCAAGGAGUAUAUCUUCCUCUCUGUCGGUCGUGUCGGUUCCACCUCUGAGAACAUCACCCAGAAGAUUGAGUACGUCGAGGACGUUGACAAGCGCUCUGUCCUGCUCGAUAUCCUCCACACCCACGGCGCUGGUCUUACUUUGAUCUUCGUCGAGACUAAGCGCAUGGCUGACUCGCUUUCCGACUUCCUCAUCAACCAGGGCUUCCCUGCUACCUCGAUUCACGGUGACCGCACUCAGCGCGAGCGUGAACGUGCUCUCGAGAUGUUCCGCUCUGCUCGUUGCCCCAUCCUCGUUGCCACUGCUGUCGCAGCCCGUGGUCUCGAUAUCCCCAACGUCAAGCACGUCGUCAACUACGAUCUCCCUACCGACAUUGACGACUAUGUUCACCGUAUCGGUCGUACUGGUCGUGCCGGAAACACUGGUGUCGCCACUGCAUUCUUCAACCGCGGCAAUAGAGGUGUCGUUCGUGACCUUCUCGAGCUUCUCAAGGAGGCCAACCAGGAGGUUCCUGCUUUCCUCGAGACUGUCGCUCGUGAGGGCAGUGGCUUCGGUGGUGGCCGCGGUGGUCGCGGCGGUGGUCGUGGCCGUGGUGCUACUGCUACUCGUGAUGUCCGUAGCUUCGGCGGCGGCUCGCGUCCCGCUUACGCUGGCUCUCAGUGGGGCGGCAGCGGUGGUGGCUUCGGCGGCGCUGGUGGCGCUGGUUACGGCGGCGGCAUGGGCGGUGGUUACGGUGGUGGCAUGGGUGGCAGCUACGGCAACCCCUCUGGUCCCUCCGGCCCUGGUGCCAACUCUUGGUGGUAG
Messenger RNA from Aureobasidium musti, 1941 nucleotides. Lineage: Eukaryota; Fungi; Ascomycota; Dothideomycetes; Dothideales; Saccotheciaceae. The record is from the annotation of a GenBank genome assembly.